Chrysochloris asiatica (Cape golden mole) is the source of this 228-nucleotide messenger RNA. It is a transcript of the gene HSBP1L1, whose product is annotated as heat shock factor binding protein 1-like 1. Gene Ontology annotation, molecular function: transcription corepressor activity. The transcript is spliced from 3 exons. Lineage: Eukaryota; Metazoa; Chordata; Mammalia; Afrosoricida; Chrysochloridae. The record is from RefSeq and is a predicted model, not a curated record. Gene Ontology annotation, biological process: cellular heat acclimation. Gene Ontology annotation, cellular component: nucleus; cytosol. Bases 1 to 228 code for a protein of 75 amino acids.
AUGGACACGCGGGCGCUGGACCCCGCAGCGAGGCUGCUCUGGGACGCAGCAGAAAAUUUAUUUCAAGAACUUCAAGAACAUUUUCAAGCCCUGACUACAACAUUAAACUUCAGAAUGGAAGAAAUGGGGAAUCGUAUUGAGGAUUUACAGAAGAAUGUAAAUGACUUAAUGGUACAAGCUGGGAUCCAAAGUCCUGCUAAAGAACAAGUGGUAAGAUCAUUGCAGUGA